Solea solea (common sole) is the source of this 5801-nucleotide messenger RNA. It is a transcript of the gene svilc, whose product is annotated as supervillin c. The record is from RefSeq and is a predicted model, not a curated record. The transcript has 36 exons. Gene Ontology annotation, biological process: actin polymerization or depolymerization; cytoskeleton organization; barbed-end actin filament capping. Gene Ontology annotation, molecular function: phosphatidylinositol-4,5-bisphosphate binding; actin filament binding. Gene Ontology annotation, cellular component: cytoplasm; actin cytoskeleton. Lineage: Eukaryota; Metazoa; Chordata; Actinopteri; Pleuronectiformes; Soleidae. Bases 496 to 5301 code for a protein of 1601 amino acids.
CCUUAAUACGGAGAGCCCUCCGCUGUCCAGGGCCUGUCACUGUGACUACAUUUGGAGCGACUGUCCAUAGUCCAGUGGUUGAGGGACCGCCGGGCUGAGGACGAGCAGCGGCACCGCUCACGUCCACUUCUCAUGCACGGUUUGUGGAAAUGAGGAGCAAAGCUGCCAAUGUAGCACUGAAGGCCUGGAUCCAGAGAGGAGCUGAGCUGCUGAGGUGUUGAGUUUCAGUGCAAGGGGAGAUUCCUGCGUGGCACUGCAGGCUGGCACAGGUCAUCUUACAUGGUCUCAAGCAUGAGAGAAGAGAGUCUUAAAUGAAGACGCACUUUUAGCAACAAAAAGGAAUAACCUCCCUCUCACUGAUUGGUUUGCAGCCUCCGGUUGGUUGACCAAAUGAGAACAGAAAAGACAGAGGUGUUUGGAUCUGAUGGAAACUGAAUUUUACUGUCAAGACCGAACAACUCAUCUGCUUCCCAUUACCGACUCCUUUUAAGGAACAUGGAUGCCAUGGAGAGCCCAGUCCUCGAGUCCAGAUCAGAGCGGAUUGCUCGCUAUAAGGCCGAGAGGAGGCGAGAACUGGCGGAGCGAUAUGGAAAUAUGGAUGAACUGCCUUCAAAAUGGGUGAAGAGGGACGGGAAGGAGGCGCAGGACCCGAGAGUGCAAGCUCACAGUGGGACUAUGAACUCAGACGGCCUCAGAGUUAACGGCAGGACACGAGGGGUUACGAAUGGAUUGGAGGCUCCUGCGGAAUGCAACUACUUAGAAAGGCAGGGUUCCCAGGGCUCUGCCAGCAUGCUGAGCGGGGAGGGGCACCUCCUCCCUGGUGGACCCGAUGUCACACAGCUCCACACUCGGGUUUCGGUAGGCCAGUUGAGAAGUGCCCUCCUGCAGCAGACGGGGAGCGGAGAACCGCCUGAGAAAGUCUGCCCUGAUCCUGGGCGAGCCACGUCCUCUCUGGACCUGGCUGUGAACCCAGGCUCUGAGGGCGGCCGACGACGCACCCGCCGUUACCUGCCUGGUGGGCCUGAGGGUGGUCGCAAGAACAGCGACCGCUUCAGGACGCAGCCAAUCACAGCCAAUGAGAUGGAGGCGAGCAGCGGGCUGGUGGAUGCACAGGAGGAGGAGAACUGUAAAGUGGACGUGAAAACAGAUGACAGAGCCAAAAUGAGUGUCGCAGCCAAGAUGUCUUUGUUUAAAGAGCUGGAGAAGUCUGCAGCCCCCGAGGCCUCGGCCUUCCUGAAGCCUCGGUCAGGCGGCGUCUGUCACGAGCGCAGGGGGCGGCGAGGCAACGACCACCGCUUCCUCACUCAGCCAAUCACCUGUGAGGAAAUGGUGGCUAUCAGCUGCAGGUCAUGUUGUUCCCACUUCAGCGCCCCUAAACCAGCUCUUCCAGUGGAGUCCCAGUGUGAGCAGGUGGAGUCGGUGGACGAAGUCGAUGAAAGCUGCAGGCUGAGCAUGAGCGAGAAACUGGCCCUCUUUAAUAAUCUGUCUGUGCCGGGGAAGAAAGGGACCAGUCACACCGACGGGCCACCAGAGAGGCGAAGACAGAAGGGGGCCCGGUAUCGCACGCAGCCCAUUACUGUGGAGGAGGUCAACCUGCUUCAGAAAGGACCUGUACAGCUUCCUGCCUUCCCUUUGUCCUCUCAUCUGUCCGACAGACAGCAGGCCUCGUCUGUCAACCUAAAACCCAGUGAGGUUCGUCUUUCUCAGCCCAGGCCUGACACGGAGUCCGGUCCUGGCUCUCAGGGUCACAACUCUGAACCUGGCUUAAGAGGAAUCCUGAAGAAGAGUCGCACUGAGCGCUCGUCAUGGAGCGGGACGGAGGGCGGUCACGCUGAUGUGCCGCACAGCCAUGAGAAGAACGGCGGAGGUUGUGGGGAAGAAGCAGUGAUACACGGGAGGAUGGAGGCAACGGAGAGGCGUCGAGAGAGAGGUGUGGAGGGGGGGGCCUCGCUGGCAGCUCCUCCCUGGAGGCAGAGAACUCGAAACAGGAGGGAAACCAUCGCCUGUACGCCAGUAAGAGCCUCGUCAGAGCAGGAUGCUCUUCAGGAGGAGAGAAAAGCACGGGAGCAGUUGGUCUCCUCUGUGGACUGCAGUUCAGACGUGAAGAGGAAAGUCCUAAUCGAUGAGGAAACCACAGCCAUGGGACACGUGCAGGUCUCUUCUGAACUGCAGGAGAUGACCAACAGCAGCAGUGGGAAGGAAGACACUGAAAACCUUUAUUGUGACGGAAUCAACCCUCAGUGUUGGGAACCCGUCUUUGCCUCAGUCUUUUCUAGCUCGACACCCCAGUAUAUCAUGUGUUUCAAUCAGACAAAUUUGUCUUUCGAGGCACAAGAAGUCUCCUCCCCCACCAAGAACCCGACUCAGCCUCAGUGGAGACAAAAGGUGGACAAAGCUGAGGAGGUGAACGCACAGCAGGAAAGAGGAGAGGAGGAAACUGGACAUGUGAUGGAGAGAGGUCUCAGAUCUCCAGAACUGGACGCGAAUGUGACGUCUCCUAACGAGAAGCACUCAGUUGAAGCUCAGACAUGUUCACACCAAGAGAUGUCAGUGCAGUCUGUGAUGGAAUUUGAAGCUCCAUCGCAGGUGCAGGACGUGAAGGACGAGACGCCUGCGUGUGAAUCCAGCACGACGUUUAACGGCGGUUUCUAUAGCGAUCAGCCGCCUCCAUCAGCCUGUGCCUUCCCGCCCUGUGGGGACGGUGCAGCUACAGAGAGCGAGCAGGACCUGGGUGUCUUCUGCCAGACCAACACACCCAUACUGACGUCAGCAGUAGCAGAACACAGGAGGUCGGUGCGUCCGUCCCGUCGUACUCAGGGUUCCAGAAAUCCUCUGAGGGCGCUCGCUGCCAGAAACGACAUCAGGCAGGACUUCAUGGCAGACAGAGCUGCUGAGGAGAGAGCACAAGCUGAGAAGAAGUGUAAGAACUCCUCUGCAGCCACAUCAGAAAACUGCCUCCUCUCCUCAGAUGCAGCUCAGAUGUCUCACCCUCCCUUCAGCAGCCUGAUGCUCAUUCAUAUCAAAGGACGGUGGCAUGUGCAGGCUCGUCUGGUGGAGCCCUCGGUGCGCUCACUGAACAGUGGAGACUGCUUCCUGUUGGUCACUCCAGAGCACUGCGUGAUGUGGAGCGGAGAGUUUGCCAGCGAGCAAGAGAAAGCCAAGGGUUUGGAGCUGGCGUCGUUCAUCCAGAGCCACAACGAUCUCGGCUGUCACGCCUCGCAGGUCGUUCAUCUGGAGGAGGGUCUGAACUCUGACGGCAGUGCGGCUGCAGAAUUCUGGAACCUCCUGGGAGGAAGGACACAGUACAGAGGAGCUGGUGCACCAGAGGAGGAUGAGCUGUAUGAGCGCGGUAUGGCAGAGUCCAACUGUGUGUACAGGCUGGUGGAGAACAGGCUGGUGCCUCAUGAACAAGCCUGGGCCUCCAUCCCCACCGUCUCCCUGCUGGGCUCCACGGAGGCCCUGGUGUUUGAUUUCGGCAGUGAGGUGUACCUGUGGCACGGACAGGAUGUUCCCUGCAGCAGCAGAAACGUCGCUCUCCAGCUGACUCACCAGGUGUGGGCCGGCGCUUACGACUACAGCAACUGUCGAGUCAACCCACUGGAUCCCACACAGUGUAACCCCGGCAUACAGCUGAGAGGCGAGGGUCGUCCCAGCUGGGCGCUGUUCAGUGUCCUCACAGAGGACAAUGAGACGGCUCUGUUCAGAGAGAAGUUCAAAGACUGGACGGACAGACGCACAGGCAGGACGGGAGCUGCUUCAGUGGACAACGAUACACAGUCUGUCCCAGCUCCAGCUCAGUCCGUCUCCCCAGCGUCAGACCUGCUCUCUCCCUGUGACGCUAAGGCCCUGGUGUCGGGUCAGUCGCUGAAAGGAGACGGCCUGGUCCAUAAUGUGCUGGGCGGGAUCGACGUCCACAGAGGGUACGCCGUCCUCACGCUGGAGGGUGGACCUCGGAUGGAGCUGGGAACGGUAGCGGUGGACACCUGGCACGUGCAGGAGUUUGACGACAGUGAAAUUCCCGUGGCGAGCACGGGACAACUUCACGAGGGAGACGCCUACGUCGUCCGCUGGACGUACAGCGUCAGUGCUGCCGACGAGAUGAACGGUUCAGAUGAAUGUAGCUCAGGUCCAACGCAAAAAGAAAACACCGCCUUCUUCCUGUGGCGCGGUCGUCAUUCCAGCGCCAGUGGACGUGACACCGCUGCUUUCCUGUCGAUUGGUAUGAACAACCUGGAAGAGUCGCAGGUGCUUGUACCUCAGGGGAAGGAGCCUCCUUGUUUCCUGCAGCUUUUCCAGGGAGGCCUGGUCAUUCAUAGGGGCAAACGCGAGGAAGACUCCACUAAUGCAGCGUGGCGUCUGUUCUGUGUGCGAGGGGAGCUGCCAGAGGAAGGAUCGCUGUUAGAGGUGGACUGCUGCUGUGCAGGCCUGCGCUCCAGGGGCUCUGUUGUACUGCUGAACAGCCAGCAGGGGGUGCUGUACCUCUGGACUGGUUGUAAAGCCCAGGCAAGCACCAGAGAGGUCAGCAAGAGGGCAGUGGAGCGCAUCUCGCAACUGUGUCCACCGGAGCUGGGACUCAGUAAAAGCUGUCCUGUGAAAGUGGAGGCGAUAGAGGAGGGUUCAGAGCCGCCAGACUUCUGGACAGCACUGGGACAGAUGGACAGGAAGGCCUAUGACUGCAUGCUGCAAGAUCCAGGGAAGUAUAACUUCACUCCUCGUCUCUUCCAUCUGAGCGCCGCCUCUGGGAGAUUUCAGGGGGAAGAGCUGCAGAGUCCAUGUCGGCUGCCGGGGCUUGUGACGGCAAUGCCGUUUGUCCAGGAGAGUCUGUACUCUGUCCCACAGCCAGCCUUGUUCUUACUUGACAACCGUCUGGAGGUCUACCUGUGGCAGCGGGGUCAGCCUGAGCAGACUCAGAGCUCAGCGUUGGCCUGGAGCCGCUGGAACAGUGAGAGGAAGUGUGCCAUGCAGACGGCGCUGCAGUACUGCAAAGAGAUGAACCCGAGACGUCCACCUCAGGCUUAUCUCAUCUUUGAGGGUUCUGAACCGCUCACCUUCACCAACGUCUUCCCUCACUGGGAGAGAAACCUGGGACCUCACACACAGGGCGACACAGACAGAGGAAAGCUGACCUUGGUGCAGGACGCCCUGGCCCAGCUCAUGAGGACCCAGUACCCUCUGGAGGAGCUGCUGCAGAACCCUUUACCUGAAGGAGUGGACCCACAGCAGCUGGACAUCUAUCUGUCUGACCAGGACUUCCAGACUGUUUUGGAAAUGAAGAGAGAUGAAGACACGCCUCCAUUCUGAGCUGGAAGCUAAUUGAUCCGAGGAAAAGCAAAGGGUUGCUUUGCAUGUGGAGGCAGACUGAUGAGGACAACGCUGCUGCUGCUGCUGCGGCGGCCGACACUUACUCUUCCAGAGGAGAAGGAGACAAAAGGGUUUUUAUCACCGUGUUGUUGCACAAAAGGACUAAUCACAACAUAAUGAAAACAAGAAGGAAAAAAAAAAUCCACUUUUAUUUAUGUCAGAUUAGUAUGAUGUGUGGACUUUUUAUCAGACAUGGAUUUCUCUGUAGCUUUUGUCCAGAGCUAAAGCAAAAAAACACAUUUUCCUAUGAAACUUCAUUGUGUCUGUACAAAAUCAGUGAGCGAAGAAAAAGACAAAAACAGUGCGUGGGAGUCAAAGGUCAUCAGUAACAAACUGUGGAAUAAGGAUGAGAAAACAGGGGAGUGCUUAUAAAAAUAUCAGUGCUAAUAAUAAACAAAGUAAACAAGAGAAAACUAAAAAUAAAAGGCUUACCACUUUCA